AGAAAACCGAAAACCGGAAGUUAUAUUUCAGAAAUUAUCAGAAGUCUGAAACCGUUCCAUAUGACUGUGAGAUAAGUUUAGCAGAUGUGUAAGCCAAAGGGAACAGUGUGCAAUCUGUAAGAUGGAAACUGAAGCUCCAUCUGUUAAAGUUCUUAAGCAAAUGUCCAUCACAAGGCAAGACUUAGAAAAAUCCUCUGAGCGUUUGGCAGACAAUUUAUCUCGUCUGCAGCAGGACAAUGCAGAACAAACACAGGUCAUUGAGGAGAGACUGUCUGAAGUUCAGAAAGAGCAGAUGACAGCUGAACAAUUACUACAAUCUGAUUGGUCAAAUCUAACAGAAGAUCAAAGCAACAAAUCAAAUAGUGGAACAAUAAAGAAAGGCUUGCGAAGAGAGCCUACUAUUGUCAGACAGUUACGGCAGUGGACCACAUCAGAUGUGAUACGAUGGCUAGAGAAAGAAGGACUCCACAAAUUUAUUUUAACAUUCCAAAGACACCAUGUAAAAGGAGAAGACCUGGCAGAAAUCAGACUUCCAUUUUUAGAUAACUAUGACCAUAUAAGUGUAAGUGACAAGGAACUAUUGUUAUCACAUGUAUAUGAACUCUUACGAUUGGAAUCAGAGGAACUUGACAAUCUGGAACAAUUCACAUCACCAUUAGACCGUGAAAAAUACAUGGCUGCCCGACAAAUCUCAAAAGAAGCUAGAAGAUCACCAGUCAUUUUCCUGCCAUCCCAUAAUUCCACACCAUCUACAUCGCCAUCUUCAGUUGUCUCUUCACCGCUAGCAAAGUUACGGAAAUGUUCAGAUCCAACCGUCAUGUCAGAGACAUUAUCAGGGUUGAGACAAAGGAAAGUGAAAACAUUAGAAAAGCCUCCAAGAAAGAAGAAACAAGCUACCAGCAGAUGUACCCUGUUUGAACUUCUUGGGAAUCAGGAGAGACAGGAAGUCAAGUGUGUCUGUAUCCAGAAAUAUGGCAGUCUGUUUGGCUUGACUCUACACACAGACUCUUCUGGUAACCUGAUGGUUGUUAAAUGUGAAGACAGCCUAGAUUCACUGUUAGGCUGCAGAGUUCUUGAACUGAAUGGGUAUUUAGCAAGUCAGUUAAUUGAUGACAGAUUUUUACAAAGUGUCCUGAAUGACAGCCAAGAACUAUACCUAGUUGUAUCUCAAGAACACAUAAAUAUGUCAGAAGAGGACAAAUGGGAGAAGUUGAAACAUGUGUUGACAGAAAUGAAAGAUAAAGACCCAGAAGACAUAGUAUGUAGUCUGUCUGAUGAUGACCUUGAUGAUUUGAAGGAGAAAUAUACAAUGCAGGAAGAACUAGUGAAGGCCAAAGAAGAAAUAGAUGAUUUGAAGCAGCAGGUUGCAGCGUUAUCAGAACAGUUAAGCUUACAGACAAAAGUUAUGGGAGAUAUGAAGGAACAAAGAGACAAUGCUCUCAGAGAUAAUGUCAGGAAAAGAUUUAAAAGACAUGUUUCUGGGGAGACAGAGUAUUACAAGAUGACCAUGGAGAGUCUAAAUGUAGAAUCUGCUACAAAAGAACAAGUAACAGAUUCUCUUAAAGAAAUAGUAAAAGAAGCUAGUCGCCAAAAGUUCUACUUAGAUCGUCUGAUUUCUGUUGUUAUUGAAGAAUCACCAUGGAUACUGGACCAAGUAGACGCACAGUUUGAUGAUAAUUCUCUAGUCAAUCAAAGUGAAGAAUUUUGUUGAUUUCUAUUCAGUACAAUGGAACUAAGCUCAUUGUAAUAUGUUAUUAUUUUUUUUAACUCUUAAU
Messenger RNA from Mytilus trossulus (common blue mussel), 1775 nucleotides. RefSeq lists its product as uncharacterized. The transcript has 15 exons. The coding region runs from base 122 to 1711 and encodes 529 amino acids. The record is from RefSeq and is a predicted model, not a curated record. Lineage: Eukaryota; Metazoa; Mollusca; Bivalvia; Mytilida; Mytilidae. Gene Ontology annotation, molecular function: protein binding.